This is a messenger RNA of Antechinus flavipes (yellow-footed antechinus), 9586 nucleotides long. Its product is annotated as zinc finger protein 883-like. The record is from RefSeq and is a predicted model, not a curated record. Bases 59 to 1570 code for a protein of 503 amino acids. Gene Ontology annotation, biological process: regulation of transcription by RNA polymerase II. Gene Ontology annotation, molecular function: DNA-binding transcription factor activity, RNA polymerase II-specific; RNA polymerase II cis-regulatory region sequence-specific DNA binding. Gene Ontology annotation, cellular component: nucleus. Lineage: Eukaryota; Metazoa; Chordata; Mammalia; Dasyuromorphia; Dasyuridae. The transcript has a single exon.
UAGUCCUGGAAUCAAGAAGUCAACUGUAAAGCAGGAAAAAGGACUAUCCCAAGAAGCAAUGGUGGAAAGAUUCAUAAAAAAUGGUCUUGGGUAUUCUACAUUAGAAAAACCCUUUGAUUGGGAUAACCAGUUGGGGUUACAUAAGAGAAUCCAGGAGAAACAAUUGAGGCAGAUGACUGUCAACCACAAGAAAGCUUUCACUGGGAAGAUAGGCCCUGAAUGUAAUGAAUUUGGAAUCAACUUUAAUCUAAGUUCAAUCCUUAUUUCAAAACAGAGAGUUAACAUGGGAGAUCGUAAAAUUCAUAAAGAUAGAAAGAUCUUCAAGCAUAAUUUAGAUCCAAUUAAACAUCAUAUACCAUUUGCAGGGAAGAAACAACGCUAUAAAUGUAAUGAAUGUGAGAAAGCUUUUAGUCGACACGAACAGCUUAUUCAACAUCAGAAAAUUCAUCUUGUGGAGAAACCAUAUGAAUGUAAUGAAUGUGGAAAAGCCUUUAGUCGGAGUGCAAACCUUGUUCAGCAUCAGAGAAUUCAUACUGGAGAGAAACCAUAUGGAUGUAAUCAAUGUGGCAAAGCUUUCAUCCAGCGUGCACACCUCCUUCAACAUCACAGUACUCACACUGGAGAGAAACCUUAUGAAUGUAUUGUAUGUGGGAAAACCUUUAGCCAGAAUACACACCUUAGUCAGCAUCGGAGAAUUCAUACUGGAGAGAAACCCUAUGACUGUAAUGAAUGUGGAAAAGCCUUCCGUCAUCUUUCUUCCCUUACUCAGCAUCAGAGAAUUCAUACAGGAGAGAAACCUUAUAACUGUAAUCAAUGUGACAAAACUUUCAGGCGAUGUACAGAGCUUACUCAACAUCUUAGAACUCAUUCUGGAAAUAAGCCUUAUGAAUGUGCUGAAUGUGGUAAAGCUUUCAGCCGGAGUACACACCUUAAUCAACACCAGAGAGUUCAUACUGGAGAGAAACCCUAUGAAUGUAAUGAAUGUGGAAGAACCUUCAGCAGCAGGUCAUCCAUUGCUCAGCAUCAAAGAAUUCAUACUGGCGAGAAACCCUAUGAAUGCAAUGAGUGUGGAAAAUCAUUCACUCGAAGUACAAUACUUGUACAACACCAGAGAAUUCAUUCUGGAGAGAAACCACAUAAAUGUAAGCAAUGUGGGAAAUCAUUUAUUGACAAGUCCUCAAUUUUUCAACAUCAGAAAUUACACACUAGAGAGAAGCCCUAUGAAUGUCAUGAAUGUGGGAAAUGCUUUAGUCAGAUUUCAUACCUUAUUCAACAUCAGCGAAUUCAUACAGGAGAGAAACCCUAUGAAUGUAAUUAUUGUGGGAAAGCCUUUGGCAAUAGAUCAUCCAUUAUUCAACAUCAAAGAAUUCAUACUGGAGAAAAGCCUUAUGAAUGUAGUGAAUGUGGGAAAUGCUUUAAUCAGAUUUCAUACCUUACUCAACAUCAGAGAGUUCAUACUGGAGAAAAACCUUAUAAAUGUAAUGAGUGUGGGAAAGCUUUCAGGUGGAGUACACACCUUACUCGGCAUCAAAAAACUCACGUGGAAGGGAAACUUCAUAAAUAUAAUUAGCAAGUAUUCAUUAAGCACUAUUUAAGUAGCAAUUUUAUGUUUGUGGUAAAAUACAACUGUUAAAUAAGACAUGAUUCUUGCUCUAGAAGAGCUCACAAUCUAGAAGGGUAUGAUAAGUCUAAAUAGACAACAUAAAUUAAAAUGGAUUAAUAUCCUCUUUUGGUAUGGGAAACCAGGGCAAUAGAGGCAUUAGGGUAUAGUGGGUAGAUCUCAUUCAGGAAGCAUAAUCCUAGGGGCAGCUCAUCCAAGAUGGGGUGAGAAAAAAAUCAGAAAUUGUGAACUAGGUCAGAUCUACCUAGAUAAACAAAACCAAAACUAUGAAACAAGUACCAGGUGAGUAGGUACUAUUGUAACUUAUUUGGAGGGAAGAGCUAAAAAUUGCAUAUUUAAAGCAGGUAGAAACAAUGAGACAAUGAUGGUGGACCUGGUGUCCUUGAUGAUGUGGUUUUAUGAGAUGCAUGCAUUCCACUUUGGCAACUGCUGAAGAGUAGAGUUUCCUCCUCUGUUUAUGUUAAACUUUGGGGAAUGUUGUCUUCCAACCGCAGCCUCCAAAAGACUUCCAGAUAUUUUCUUCAAAACAUAUUACAAAUAUCUUGUUCCAAACUACUCAAAAUGAGAUUACCAGUUUUUGCACCAUAUGUGUAGUACCCUAUAUGCUUUUAUCUUUGACUCUAUCCCUUCAACUAGGUUCCAGUGCUUAAAUUGAGAAAGGAGAAGAAAUAUUAUUGUACUACAUAUAUUGUAGAGGGAACUCCUAGGGCAGGAGAAACCUGUUUGAUCAUUGGUGUUGAAGUUACUUGUGGGUCUAGAGUUUUGAUAAAUGUUGAUUUUCUUCACAAAGGAUGUUGCCAUAAUGCUACUGGUCACAUAGUUGGGGGAAGUGGGGCAAAGCUGCAUUAAAUUAGCAUGAUGGUCAUCUAUACAUCAUGUUCAUUGCAAAAGACUUGGAAUAUUGUGGAACAAUUUUAAAAAGGGCCCUUAAGAUGAUUUGAAAACUGAAGAAAUGUUUUCAAGAGCAAAAUGAUUGUGCAUUUGCACAGAAAACUUACAAAGAACUUUGUUUUGUUGUGCAUGCCCUGCAUCACAUCUUGCUGAUUCAAAGCUCUUACAAUAAACUAUAAUGUGGGUUUUUCUGCUGGUAUUACAAGGAACUGUGGAAGUAGCUGCCAGUCAAGAUGCCAGCAAGACUUAAGUAGAAUGAUUUUAUUCUAGAGAUCAUGAAAGAAUCAAAGCAGAACUCCUUGACUUCAUUAACAUAUGAAAAACAACAUAAAAUAGUGUUGUUAAAGUAGAUUUCUGGGCUUAUUCUAGGAAAUGCCCAUGAAGUAUCAGGCUUGAGAGAAAUAGGACUAUUUAUUUAAUUGGAGUUGCUUUCUGAUCUUCAAGAUAAACUCUUGAUUAUUUGCUACUAAAGCAAAGAUGAAAGAUGAGUAUUUUUUAAAAUAAGAUUUAUCUAGAGUUUGUAAAUUAUUUUAUUUUUUUGUUCAAAAAUGAGCAGGAAACCAAGUAUUCAUUUGACUCUAGGGAUCAAAGUACAAACUGAAGUGAAUGAUUUUAGCCAACAAAUGUAUCCAUUGCUUACUUGAGAUCAGGAUGUUCUGGUUUAAAAUUCCACUUCUGAUACUGUAUAGAUAGCCUCUGAGGUCCUUUCCAUCUCUAGAUCUGUGUUCCUGUGAUCAUCCUACACUGUAUGGAAGAAAUUAUUAGCAAAUGAGUUUCUGAUAAUCAUCUCUGUGAGCUGAUCUAUAUUAAUAGCUUUCUAGAAGGAACUAAAAUGUAUAGAAAACCUAUGUGAGAAGUGUAGUUGUUUAACUGUGGUGUUUUGUCUUUCAGAGAGAAAUUACCUGAAAAAUAGCUACCUCCAACUCCACUCAAGUUUAAGAGACUGAAUAAAUAUCUAGGGAUUUGAGUAAUGGCUAUGAGUCACUUUGUAUCAGUUAAUGCUGUAUAAAUAAAAUAUAGUUGGCUAGAUAUAUGGUAGGCUAAUAAUCAAGCUUGAGAGCUAAAUCAGAUGAAAAAGUUCUAUAGUGUCAAGUAGGUUUUAGGAAUUCCUAUGAGAGAGAAAUGGGAUUGUAUAUGAAUGAGGUUAUAAUGAAUAAGAAAUAAAUGAAGUUAGUAGUAACUAGCACCUUUUUUCUAGUUUAACCUCUGACCUUUGGAAAUUAGUGUUUAGCGUGGAAAAAAAAGGACGCUAGCAUGCCUUGCCCUCAUCCCUUAGUCUGUUACGAUUAUGCUGCUUAUAAGUUCCAAUAAGUAUAUUAAAAAGAAGGAAAAAAUUCUGUGGAAUCAACUGAGGGAGAGAGAAUCUCUGGCUAAGAUAAUCAAGGAUUACUUCAUGGAAAGGAGGCAAUAUUUGAGAGCCUUAAAAGAUAUAUAAGAUAGGUAGAAGGUGUUCAGCUUCAAAAAACACUAGAGUACCUACUACAUGCAGGUACUUAAUGUCAAGUUAUGGGAGACUUUCAAAGGUUUUAAGUAAAACUCCUCUACCUCAAAGGGGUUCACAGUUAGAAAUAACAUGAUCAAAGUCAGAUACAGAAAAGAGUAAGAUGAUUUCAGGGAUGGUGAAUCACCCAGUUUAACUGAAACACAGUAUGUGAAAUGAUAAAAAGGGAGUUUGAAUCAGAUUGCAAAGGUCUUUGAAUGCCAGGCUAAGGAGUUUGGACUUAAUUUGUAGGAAAUGUAGUGUUCUUAAAAGGUUUUAGUGAUAAACUGAUACAAUCUGACAUUUGCAUUGGAAAAAUGAAUUAGAUAAUUGUAUGUAGAAUGGGUUGAAGUAAAGAAAGACCAUUGCAGUGAUUUGGAUGAGUGGUAAUAAGGGUCUGAAGAAGUAGUAAUACAGAUAGGAAUUGGUGGUUAAUUUGGAUGUGUGAGAAAAGGGAGGGAUCUGUUAACACUUAAUAAAAUGGUGAUAUUGACAACUUAAAUGUGAUUUAGCUCUCAGAACCUUCUAGGAUGCAAACUGGGGGCACUUUCUAAAUCUCUUCUGUUGUGACCAGGUUACCUGCAGUAUUUUUUAUGCUUCUACAGACUGAUAUCUGUAUCCCUUAUCAUAUAAUGUUCAGUGGAGGGCACAGGAUUUUCCCCUGCAAUGCUACUCCUGUAAGGGAUUAAAUCUCAUUUUUUUGGCUUUGAUAACUCACACAUCCUGUUCUUACAGAAGAUUCCUUCCUUAGUCUCCAAAUUUAUUCCUAGAUAUUUAUACUUUGUUAUUCUUUGGCCUACAGUAAGACUAUAACUUAAUCUUUUCACACUGCCAUUAACUAAUGCAGUUAAAAUUUGGGGAAACUUUUAAGGAAACAUUAGAAAUUUCAGUGAAGAGUAGCCAUGAAAAAGAAGUGAAUAAAUGCAAUACUUCUUGGCAGAAGCUGUUAGCUUCUGAGCUUAUCUGGUUAUGGAUAAGAAAAGAAAAAAGAGAUUGAUUAGUAGCAUUUGAAAGGUGCUUCCUAAUCUUUUCCUAAUUCCAAAUGCCAGAAAGAUUUUCUGAUCAAUUAAGAGUUGUCUGGAUUCCUUAACUAGAGCUAAUAGUACUUCCAGCUCCAUGCUCCUGAAUUUCUAAAUGAAUAAACCCAACAUUUACCUGAUAAUUUCCCAUUUGUUGAAAACUUCCCUACAGUGGCAGCACCAUUGUUAAUAGAAAUGAACUCCUUAUUGAAUGAAUAUUUUAUCACUGGAUUUCUUUUUUUAUGGACCAUUCUUCAAAUAUUUCUAAAAAUAGUAGGGCUCUGCAGUUAACUUAUGGCUUGCCAUCUGUAAUCUCUUCCUAAGUCAAGGACUUUAUCAGGAAUUCUGGAAGGCUAUGUCUUGCAGUCUGUUACCUUAGUUCUUGCUUUUGGACUUGAUUACAGAAUUAUUAUCGUCCCAGGGUGAGGGUAACAUUCUGGUCACCGUAGAGGCUUUUGACUAAAAUGGUAGGUUUCCACUGCUUCAUAACCAGUAUAAAUAGUCUUUCAGGAAAUAAUUUCAUUUCAAGGCCUGUUCUAUGUUUUGUUUUUAAUCAUGGACCAUAAUACAUUUUUUAAAAGAAUUAAAAUGAAUAUUUUAUCACUGGAUUUCUUUUUUUAUGGGCCAUUCUUCAAAUAUUUCUAAAAAUAGACAAUUCUUUUUUCCAUCCUAUACAUUAAAUUUCAUCUUUCUAUCAAAUACCACUUUUUUCUCCCUUUCAUCCUGGACUAACAGCCAGCUGGAGAGAACCGGCUUUACCUUGGAGCAGAUCUUCAGUAUUAUCAUUAGAACAAUUGUCUCUUAUUAGCUUUUGCUAAAAAUCUGUUUGAGCAGUUCAUUUAUAUUUCUACUCAGAACACAAAGAUUUCAUGCAAUUCUUUUCCUCAUAUUUGACUCAUACCAUUAUUUCUGCAGGCAAAACCUACUUGGAUAAGUUAGAAGUUGCUUUCUUUCAGUUGUAAGAUCUCCUAGAUCUGUCUGAUCAGUUAUUGACCACUUGACCUCAGUGCUUUCCUCUAGUUUGGUUGCACUCUCUCAAACUUUCAUAUUAUCUGACUCUCUCAGAAUCUAGAUGUCAGGAACAUUGGGUCUUUCCUAAUAAUGUGAAUGGUGGCUUUCCAAGUUAAGUAUCCUGCUGUCAUGUAUAUUUACCCAGUCUGAUAUCAUUCUUUCUUAAGAUCCAAUGUCUCUAGCCCUUAUAACUUCAUACUCAUACUAGUAUGUAGUUUUCACCUCUGGAAUCCAUAUAAGCCUUUAUUUUAUGGCCUAUGGGUAUGUGAUUGGAGGAACUUACACCAACACAUUUUGAAAGGGAAUCUGCCCCCCAGAAAGUCUUUGAGACAAAUCCUUGAUCUUAUAAAUCCACAGAAUUCAAGAAUGGAAAGGGACUUCAUCCUUUUGGCUUUGAUAGAUUUUGCAUCCUGUACUUAUUGCAGACUCCUGCCUCUGUCACCAACUUCGGAUGGUUUACUUUGUUAUGCCUUGACCUACAGUUAUCAGUCAACUCAAUCUUUUCACAGACUUCUUUAUACAUUGGCGAUUUCAAUGAAGAAAAGCCAUGAAAAUGAAGGAAAAUCAUUAGAUUUAUCCAGUCGUUAAAUACUCUGGAGCCUAGACGUUAUUGUUCAUUACUAAAUAUGGUUCAGAGAUAAAUGUGUUUAAUCUUCCCCACCCUUUUUCUUCUAUUUUCCUUCACUAAAGACACUAAUUACUUAAAAGUAGCAGUGUACUGAUCUGAUUUCUCACCCACUAAAUUUCAAUCUUCCUAAAAAUCCAUUUACAGAAAAUUUAGUUUUCAUAAUGAAAUUCAUAUAACAAAAUAUUUGAGAAGAAUUGAAAUGAUAGUCCUUGUAUUUACUUGAAAUGCUUCUGUAAAUUAAGACUUUUAUCUAGGAACAAUUAAAAUAGGAUGUCAUAUUUUUGACAGGGGCCCACUUCUUUAUAGAAAUAACAAAUACUUUUUAAGCUAUGUGGUAUAAGUAUGAUAUCAAGCUUUAUAACUGGUAAUUAAGUAAAUCAGUGAUGUUCUAAGUGUGGUUACUUUAUCCACUGAUGUAGAUCAAAAUAUCUUUAUUUACCUUCUUAUAUAGCCUUUGUCUAUAUUUUCCCAUGAAUCCUGUUCUCUCGGCCUUACUUGGCUGUGGGAUUUACCAAGGAUUGUGACUGAAUCUCCCAUGACUAGGGAGCAUUGUGUUCUUGCAGUAACAAGAAAUCUGGUUUUGAAGUUAAGGAUCUCUAUUUCUUUUUUUAGCUUGACUACUUGCUACCUGGACAAUUGCUUUCAUUUCUCUGGGCCUCAGUUGCCUCAUUUUCUAAAGUGAGGGGACUGAAUGCCUCCUAAGUAAUUCACUAAGUUUUUUUUUUUAACUUUUAAUUUGUGAUCCUUUGUCACAGCCUCAUGAAUAUAAUCUGCCCAACUGGGCAGACCAAGAUGAGGAAGCAGACUUUAACAACAAAAUCUGUUAGAGACUAGAAGCAAGAAUUGAAUUUUAUGGUCAGGAAGACCACCAUUGCAGUAGUAAGUAUGAAAUCGAAUAUAAGACUCAAAGAAACAUUUCUAGGGAUUAGUAGAUUAGCAGUAGGAGCAAUUAGAAGCAAGUCAAAUGAAAGAAGAAAAUCAAGUGAAAGUUCAAAUACUAGAAAUCCUGACAAGAUAAGCCUUAACAAAAAAUUCAUGCAGAACUUUCCAAGUUCUGCAAAUGUUUUAUACAUAUGAUAAAUCUUCCCCUCUUAUAUAUAUGAUAAAUCAUCCAGCAGAGGAGCGCCUCAUUCCAGUGGGGGGUAUCAGCCCACUAUAUGAGCUUCCUCCUAAGAAAAAUGAAGGGGCCAGGGCUUAGUGGAAUUGUACUGGUUCAAGGCUUUCAAUUAGGAAACAGAAAAUUAAUAAGUCAUUUCCCAGAUUGUUUUCAUCUAAAUCAUAUUCUUCCUCCUUACCUCUAUCAUGUGUUGGAGAGAGAUAGACUCAUAGAAUUAGAGAUGGGUCUUGGGGCCACAAGCAUAGACAUUGAGAGCUGUCAAAAGGGCAAGCCUGGAUUUAUGUGUGUUCAGCCUGCAAGACUUGAAUUGAACUUGGGAGUUCCAAUAGAUAUCCAGUGGAUACCACCUAUAUAAUAUGGAAGGGAUAUAAGAUCUGGUAUCCACUGUUAUUAUUAAAGAUCUGCCCAUGAAGAGAUUAUUCAUAUUUGAUUCCUUAAAUGUAUGAAUUCUGUAGCUGUCAGCCUACCAUUUAAAUGCAGCUUUGGCAUCUUAAAGUUUUUGGUCACUCUAGGCUGUUUUCCAUUCCUCAAAGUUGAAUUUUGGGUAUGGAAUGGGAAUUAGUGGACAGAAGUUCUUUCUGGUUGGUUAAUUGGAUUGUGACAAGCAAUGGAGAAGUUAAUCGUUUUUUUUUUUUUAAAAUGGUGAUUUAUUACUAUCAUUAAAAGAGCAGUACACAUAUCUAAAAAGUAAAUUCAAAACUAUAAUUAGUUUUAAUUGAAUUGUCCAGGAUAUACCCAAUGAGUUUGGCCUGAUUUCUUAAUUCUGGUAUAUAUGACUGGAGAAGAUUCUCAUUUGGAUUAGUCAAGUUCUUUGAUCAUUUAGGACUAUUUUCAACAUGAGUGCAUGGUUAAAUAAGUGCCCUCUUAAUGUCACUGGUUGCUAUAUGUAUACUCGUGUGCUAUGAACAGCAUAGGGUUUGAUGGAUGAUUAUCUGUGGCCUUUGAUUUGGAUGACCAUUGAAUUAUUUCUUGGCCCACCAUAAAGCCUGAAUAGGUGCUUUCAACAUUACCACACAAUAAAUUGAUCAUCCAGCAGAGGAGAGCCUAGUUUGGGAGACUGUAUACUUCUGUUACAGGAGAAAGAAGAUUAAGAUUCUGCCACAAGUACACGCUGCCCUGAAGAGCAGGAAUCUUGGUGUACAUGGAAUAACAAAACAGUUAAAUCAAUUUGAAGCUGCUUGACCCUUUUCCAAAGAAAAUCAAAGCUUGUUGGCAUCUGGGAUGCUAUACUAUCCAUUUUGAUGGCUAAUAUUUGAAGAAUUGAAGGAAUUUCAACCCCUGAAAGACCUUAUAUCAUCAUACAGAUCCAGAUAAUCAGUGUCAUGGAGAAGCCAUAAUGGAGAAAGGGGCUUUUUUCCUCAUUUUAUGUGCUUGUUAGCACUCAUUGGCCUAGGAGUCAGGUCUGAUCUCAUUGGACAGUUUCAGAGUUGAGUCAUACCUCAGCAGGGAGGAAGCUCCUUGGAUGGACGGGGCUGUGAAUCUUAACCUGGAUGGCGGUGAACAGGACAGAAAAAAAAUAUGACACAGUCCUUGUUUUGACCAUCAGUCUAAGGAGCAAAGAUAUUCCCAAUGUGAUGCUGUAUACAGUGGGAAAGCUAGUUCAGAGUUUGAAGUGAUGAUCUUCAUGAUAAUGGGACCAAUUUGUAUCAUUUUUUGGACAAUGGCACUAGUUUCUACCACUGUCUUUUGGGUGGGAACAAUUCCCUUGUCAUGGAUUUCCAGGGAAAUCACAAGCUUGGUAAUUAUUGACUUCAUGGGGUUUCCUAAAAGAAGCCUUUACUCUGGUAUAGAAUUAUUAAAACUCAUUUGUAAUACUCAA